AUGGCUACUCAAGUUGCACCAAAAUGGUAUCCUGCUGAAGAUGCUCCAAUUGCCAAGAAGACCAGAAAGAGUAUUCAACCACAAAAGUUGAGAUCUACUUUGGUUCCAGGUACUGUUUUGAUUUUGUUGUCUGGUAACUUCAGAGGUAAGAGAGUUGUUUACUUGAAGGCUUUGGAAGACAACACUUUGUUGGUCUCUGGUCCAUUCAAGGUCAAUGGUGUUCCAUUGAGAAGAGUCAACGCUCGUUACGUCAUUGCUACCUCUACCAAGGUCGAUGUCUCCUCUGUCGAUGUUUCUAAGUUCGAUGUUAAAUACUUUGCUAAGGACAAGGCUGCCAAGAAGUCCAAGAAGACUGAAGCUGAAUUGUUCGAAGAAAAGGACUCCAAAAAGGCUGUUAACCCAGAAAGAGUUGCCGACCAAAAGAAGGUUGACUCUGCUUUGAUCUCUGCUAUCAAGCAAACCCCAUUGUUGAAACAAUACUUGGCUUCUUCUUUCACUCUCAAGAAGGGUGACAAGCCACACUUGUUGAAAUUUUAA
This is a messenger RNA of Saccharomycopsis crataegensis, 537 nucleotides long. Its product is annotated as 60S ribosomal protein L6. Lineage: Eukaryota; Fungi; Ascomycota; Saccharomycetes; Ascoideales; Saccharomycopsidaceae. Gene Ontology annotation, molecular function: RNA binding; structural constituent of ribosome. The coding region runs from base 1 to 537 and encodes 178 amino acids. The transcript has 2 exons. The record is from RefSeq and is a predicted model, not a curated record. Gene Ontology annotation, cellular component: cytosolic large ribosomal subunit; ribosome. Gene Ontology annotation, biological process: cytoplasmic translation; ribosomal large subunit assembly.